CCUGCUGUUCUCUAAAGAGUUUGAAAGAAUGCCUCUCACCAAGCUGAAAAUCAAGAAGGCUCGAGCAGAAACAAGUAGACCAGAUGCCAGUGCUGUUGCUGCACAGGAAAGGGAGACUGACAGGAAAGAGUUGGUCAUGAAGAGACUCAGAAAAGCAAAAGACCUCGAACUCUCCCCACAACAACAAGAAGAAAUGGCCGUGACACUGUGCAACGAAACGAGAAUGAAAGAGACAUACUUCAGACAUCUUUCACAGUGUACUCAGGAUGCAGUUGAGGAGGUAAGGAGGGAGAAAACGUUUCACAGGGGAGGAAUCAGGAACACACAAGAGCAGAACACCUGCAUGAACACCAUCCAUAAAGAAGUGUAUCGAGUCAAAGCUCUUGAGGUAAAGUUAGCAUUCCGCACCCUCAGAACCGAGAAAUGGCAGCGUGUAGCCGAGCUAAUCCACAGACACGUCAAGACCUUCGAGUAUGGGGCGUUUCAUGCUGCAAUCAUCAUCGGAGACACUGUGCUUGAGUGGAACGACUCGAGCCUGGUCAUUCCAGACGUUUUUCGGAAACAGAAUGGGCAUUUUGGAGCACGGUCCACACGCAUGACAGAGAAAGAAUGAGCCCGGUACCAGUUAGAGCAAACGACCAAGAAACGAACAAACACUUUGAGUGUAUCAUUGAAAAGAUUGAGGGUAUUCGACAAGAAAAAGAGCUCCUCAUUCAAGCGCUAGUAGAGAUGGCCGUUUGCUAUAACACCAAGCUCCACUAUGGCGUCAUCAGCAACAACUGCCAGCACUUUGUCAAGGACUGCCUCGGUGUCAUCGGAAAAAGUGGGGAUGAAAAGCAAUUUGAAGGGAAAGUGGGAGAACUUGUCGACCUUCUUAUCAAGGGAGGAGCUCAGAACACUGUGCCUGGUGAUUUUGCAACACAUGAAGAGCUCAAUUCCCACGUUAUGGCAAACCUGGAGCAGAUGACGGAAGCAGAUAUGGAGUAUUGCCUCUGUCUCUACCACCUCUUCCAUGCAUUCAAGGAAAAAGAAAGUGAAUGUUCAGACAGAACAUGCCAAGAAAAGAACCUCGAGGAAGCUCUUGAAAGAAA
This is a messenger RNA of Geodia barretti, 1091 nucleotides long. NCBI's taxonomy places the organism in Eukaryota, Metazoa, Porifera, Demospongiae, Tetractinellida, Geodiidae. The record is from the annotation of a GenBank genome assembly.